UGUUGGAAGAGGGCUGAUGUGCUUCUCACUUUAUUAUUUUUUCAUAACGACAGGAAUUUGCAAUUCGUCAAAGUAUUUGAGGUAUGAAUUGGAUAGGUGCCCUUGUUGUGCAAGCAGCAAGUGAAAUACCGGUGUCGACGUCGCGUAGCCAGCUGCUGCCAGGCUCAUACGAUGGCGACAAGGCUGAGCUGCUUCGGGAAGACCUUUGGCUCUGUUAACGUUAGCCGGAUUUGUACUUUUUCUCUCCUGUUUUUAGUUGCACAGUGUCAUGUCUGUAAACACGAAGUACCUCAUCCUUCAGAGGUAAUUCACAAAGUGUAUAUAAAACCAGAAAGACUCACUAAAAGGAGCAUCGAUCAGCAAUUAAAUAUAAAGAUAAUUUAUGACCAAAGCGUUGAUGGGCUACCUGAAGACCAAGGGAAACUUGUUAAGGAAAAGCUAUUUCCUCAAGCAAUCGAUUAUCUUCAGAAAGCAUUCAGAGUCCGAAGACGAGCAGGGCCUGUACUACUCAGCAGACAAUGUGCAACCAAUCAGUACUUGCGGAAGAAAGAUGACCCUCAUCGUUACUGCCAGGGAGCCUGUGCACAGGUCACCAGAUGUGGACCAGUGGUUGUUCCAGAGCACCAUUUGCAGCAAUGUAAAGUGUGCAGUGAGACGGGCAAGUCGUGCGGGCCAGCCGGACCUCCUGAUGGUGUCGGGGUGGAGGGGGCGGACUUUGUGCUGUACGUGAGCGCUGUGACCACGGAGCGCUGUGGACAGGAGAACAUUGUGGCCUAUGCAGCCUACUGCCAGCUGGAGUCUGAGCUGGACAGACCCAUCGCUGGUUACGCCAAUCUGUGCCCCCGUAUGAUCUCCACCCAACCUCAGGAGUUUGAAGGCAUGCUGUCCACGGUCAAGCAUGAGAUCAUACAUGCCCUGGGUUUUUCAGCAGGGCUCUUUGCAUUCUAUCACGAUGAUGAUGGGAAACCACUUACCCAGCGCUUUGCCAGUGGCUUACCCGCCUUCAAUGAGAGUUUAGGACUGUUCCAGUGGAGCGAUAAGGUGAUUCGAAGGGCCACGCGACUAUGGGACAUUCGUGGCCAGCGAAUGGUCCGGCACGAAGUCUACCUCUUGGUGACCCCACGUGUGGUGGCGGAGGCCAGGAGGCACUUUGACUGCCCCAUCCUAGAGGGCAUGGAGCUGGAGAACCAGGGGGGUAUGGGGACCGAACUCAACCACUGGGAGAAGAGACUGCUUGAGAAUGAAGCAAUGACUGGAUCUCACACGCAGAACAGAGUGUUCUCAAGAAUAACACUAGCAAUAAUGGAGGACACGGGGUGGUACAGAGCAAACUACAGCAUGGCAGAGAACUUGGAAUGGGGCAAAGAUUUGGGAUGUGACUUUGUCAUGAAGAGCUGCAAAUUCUGGAUGGACCGUCAGCGGCAGACGAGGCGCAGUCUGACCCCAUACUGUGACUCUGUGAGGAGCACCCCCCUCCAGCUCACCUGCAGGCAGGACCAGCUGGCCGUGGCCGUGUGCAACCUGCAGAAAUACCCUCUGGCUCUCCCUCUGGAGUACCAGUAUUUUGACCAAAUUGCUGGUGUGCCAUCGUCGGAGCUGCCCUCGUACGGUGGUGCUGUAGAGAUCGCAGACUUCUGCCCGUUCAGUCAGGAGUUCAGCUGGCACCUGAGUGGGGAGUACCAGCGCAGCUCCUAUUGCCGCAUCCAGGAGAACCAGCCAGACGCAUGGAGGAAUUAUGGUGCAGAGCAGUAUGGGCCGAGCUCAGUGUGUCUGUACCAGAAGUCGCCCUUCACCAUGGAGCAGUGCACCAGGCGCAUGACCUACCCCGACUGGGGCAGCGGCUGCUACAAGAUGUCCUGCUCUGACAAAGGGCUGACUGUGUGGGUGCAAGGCCAGUCCUUUCUGUGUGUGCAAGCUGGCCAGCUCCUCAAUGUCAACGUGCGCUCCAACGACUGGGUGUACAGCGGCAUGCUGGUCUGCCCUGCCUGCUCAGACUUCUGCGGCUCCUGCCCCCUCCCACACCAGCUGCCGCCAAUCAACAACACACGGAGUGCUAAGAUUGACCCCUGCUCCAGCUCCUCCGGCCUGGUGGUGACUCUCUGGCUGCUGCUGCUAAACCUCACCCCUCUUCUGGCUGGGUACCUCCUGUGUGGCUAACAGGGGUUAGCUCAUCUCAUGAGCCUGGAGGGAGUCCAACCCGAGGGCAGACUCGCCAGCUCCCAGCCCGUGAACCUCACUUCUCCACUGGGACCCCGAUCCUGCUGCAGGGGGAGAGAACCUGAGUGCAGCAGGAUCACAAGGAAUAGCAGUUAACAUCCAUGGUCCCAACUGUAACAAGCAGGGCGGUACACCCAGCAGAGCCUGUGGCAGAGAGAUGCUGUAGGAAAAGCCAUUGAUUGCACUCCUUUAUAAUCUAGCUAAGUGCCAGUAUGUCAUAGUUCAAUGUCAGAAGCCAUAGGCUCCAGGGCUGGAGAGAUGCAGGUGUUCUCUUGAUGCGCAAGGUGCUAACUGACGUCCAACUGUCCAUCCAUCCCCAGUGAGAAGGUAGCAUUUUCUACAGUACUGGGGACAUGUCAGGCAAAUACCCUGUCCUCCUGCUGACCAAGAGUGGUGCUUUUCUGUUGAGGGAGAAAUAGACAAGCUUUUUUUGUUUUCUAUGAUGGUAAUGGAUUGGUAUGAAAGUUUUUCCGUAAUUGUGCAUUGGGUAAACAAUAAUUGUGGUAAAGACUCUAAAAUGUGCUGAGUUUUUAAAGAUGUUUAAUGUUGUUUUGUCUGGAAACUGGUGGGACGUGUGUCUGUGAGUUGUGUGCCUGAGAUUAGGCGAGUACUGUAAAACAACAUAUGUGAAUGUGAAGGACAUCAAGUUUAGCUACAGUACAAAUGGGACAAAAGAUUUUAGAUUUGCAUCAUGGCUCCUCAUGUUUUCCUUAGUUGAACAACCAGUAGUUCUGUUCAAUCAGAUCAUGUUAUGUUGAUUCCAAGAUAUUUAUUCACGCUCAUCUGUAGUAAUGUUUUGUUCAGUGGAGUUGAUUGAAUACAUUUUUUAUUCUGCACUCCAUUCUAUACCAGAUAUCAUGACUGCAAAUAUUUUGAAGUUGCUGAACAUUUAGAAAUGUAGAGAUGUUAAACAUGUCAAUUGCCUCAAGUUCUAGAGUGAAGUUAAACGGCAGAGGCCCAAAACUUCUGCUGUUUGUUUACAAAGAAUCAACUUGCUCUCCUCCUUGCAGACUGUUUAAUUCUUGACCCAUUUUUCCACCCUUCUAUUAAGCUCAUUUAUUUCCACAUUUAUUU
Molecule: messenger RNA, 3291 nt
Organism: Sardina pilchardus (European sardine)
Lineage: Eukaryota; Metazoa; Chordata; Actinopteri; Clupeiformes; Clupeidae
Gene: lmln
Product: leishmanolysin-like (metallopeptidase M8 family)
Exons: 17
Coding region: 172-2157 (661 amino acids)
Biological process (GO): cell adhesion; proteolysis
Cellular component (GO): membrane; cytoplasm
Molecular function (GO): metalloendopeptidase activity
Source: RefSeq, a predicted model, not a curated record